Molecule: messenger RNA, 1406 nt
Organism: Sinocyclocheilus grahami
Lineage: Eukaryota; Metazoa; Chordata; Actinopteri; Cypriniformes; Cyprinidae
Gene: suv39h1a
Product: SUV39H1 histone lysine methyltransferase a
Exons: 6
Coding region: 97-1332 (411 amino acids)
Cellular component (GO): nucleus
Molecular function (GO): histone H3K9 methyltransferase activity; zinc ion binding; protein binding
Source: RefSeq, a predicted model, not a curated record
UUAAGGGACUUUGCUACAGCUCGACCAAUCAUCAACGCGAAUGCCGUAACGCGUUUUUCCGGCAUUGGGAAUCCACCCAGCCUGCUCGAGGCGACCAUGGCGCAAGAUUUGAAAGAUUGCAGGGUGUCUUGCAAACUUUCAUGGGAGGACCUCCAGGCUCUGUGCCGCAGAGAAAGACUUGUUUGCAAACAGCUGAGUGUGACAAAGAACAACUUUAAUGACUAUGAAGUGGAGUAUCUGUGUAACUACAAAAAACACAAGGGUCGAGAGUUCUUCCUGGUCAAGUGGAAAGGCUACACGGAGUCAGAAAACACAUGGGAGCCUCUCAAAAAUCUUAAAUGCCCCAUACUGUUACACCAAUUCCGACAAGACAUGAAGACGGCUCUGCUUGAGGCCAACAAACCGCUUGAUUCUGAGUCUUUAAGUGCCCCUAUAUUCGCCUUCCUUCUCCAGAGGGCCAAGCAACGUUUGAAGCUUCAGAAAUGGGAAGACCUCAUGAACCAGACCUGCAAGCAGAAGGGCCGCAUAUUCAUCUGCAAUGAGGUCGACCUGGACGGGCCUCCUAAGAACUUCAUCUACAUUAAUGAGAAUAAGUUAGGGAAAGGAGUGAAUGUGAAUCCAGUGAUAGUGGGCUGUGAGUGUGAUGAUUGCUUCUCUCAGCCGGUUGAUGGCUGCUGUCCAGGGCUGCUGAAGCAUCGGAGGACAUAUAAUGACAACAGACAGGUGAAAGUGAUGCCCGGUGUGCCUAUCUGGGAGUGUAACUCCAAGUGCAGAUGUGGACCAGACUGUACAAACAGGGUUGUGCAAAAAGGUAUUCAGUAUGAUCUAUGCAUCUUCAAAACAGCCAAUGGCAGAGGUUGGGGAGUGCGGACGCUGCAGAGGAUUUACAAAAACAGCUUCGUUAUGGAGUAUCUUGGAGAGAUCAUCACGACAGAGGAAGCAGAGAGGAGAGGAGUGGUGUACGAUAAGCAAGGCGUCACCUACCUCUUUGAUCUGGACUAUGUGGAUGACGUCUACACCAUCGAUGCGGCUCAUUAUGGAAACAUCUCUCACUUUGUCAACCACAGCUGCGAUCCAAACCUGCAAGUGUAUAAUGUUUUUAUUGAUAACUUGGAUGAGCGCCUUCCCAGAAUUGCAUUCUUUGCAAAACGAGGGAUCAAAGCAGGAGAAGAGCUCACCUUUGACUACAAAAUGACUGUUGAUCCAAUAGAUGCAGAGAGUUCCAAAAUGGAUUCAGAAUUCAGUCGGGCUGGAAUUGAAGGAUCACCCAUCAAACGGAUCCAUAUGGAGUGCAAGUGUGGAGUAAAGACCUGCCGGAAAUAUCUGUUUUAAUCCAGCUCACACACAAUCAUGUGUACUAUGACAGGCAUCAAAAUACAUGUCAAGAUCUUAACACAUUUCAUGAU